Maniola jurtina (meadow brown) is the source of this 1735-nucleotide messenger RNA. RefSeq lists its product as uncharacterized. The record is from RefSeq and is a predicted model, not a curated record. The transcript is spliced from 8 exons. The coding region runs from base 220 to 1695 and encodes 491 amino acids. Lineage: Eukaryota; Metazoa; Arthropoda; Insecta; Lepidoptera; Nymphalidae.
UUCCCCUAUCAUUACGUAGAGUCGCAGAAGGUAGUCAUUUAGAAUGUUACGUCGAAUGCAAUUCAUGUAAAAUGCAACCUGAAAUUGCCUGUCUGCUUAGUACCUAUACGAAAGCAAUUUGACGACUUAUAGCUCUAACGAUAUAUUAUUUGAUACAUUCUUAAUAACCUUGCUCCAUAUAAAUGCAGUCUCCAAGUGCAACUUUAGUAUUUUGUGGUGAUGAUGUUAGUUCAAGCCAUAGCCGAGUUAUUUAAAUAUAAGAUGGUCGGUAGUAUCAUAGUUUUAGCAUGUUGGUCAUCUCAUGAUAAUACAAGCCAAGGUAAUCUUGCAAACAUCACUGACCUUGUUUACAAUAUUAAUGACGUCUAUAUUCACCCAAACGUCAGCAUUUCCCUGCACCCCUGGGCGGUCUGGACUAUUCGUGGAGGUCUACAAGUUUUGUUUGAGCGCAACAGAAUCUUGAGGCGACAGAAUCUUGAACAUUACCCAAUAAGAAUCGCUACUCCAAUGGGUCUAUAUUCUGAUGGUCGGUAUAAUGGAACGUUCAAAGAAUACUUGUUGGAUAUGACAAUGGCUCAUCGAGAUAUAGGGGUGCGUACUGGCUACAUCAGCUCGACGCUUAUGAUCCAAUGGCUGAACGCUUCUGAUGUACUGGUCCCUACGAUGCUCUGGGGAACAGAGGUGAACAAUAGUAGUAUGAUGUUGAUGUUACGAUAUGGCUCCUCAGACCUUGGCGGAGGUGCACUUCGAAUGAUGCCAGAGCGUUUUCGAAAGCUAGACUACACUAUGCCUAUUUGGCCUUUCAAUGUUGGAUUCACAUACCUCGCCGAACGCGAGAGCAGCAGCAAUAUGUUCCUGAAACCGUUUACCAUCAACGUCUGGUGGUGCACCUUGAGCCUCUUCAUCGUUCUGGCCCUAGCGCAAAGAAUCACAGCCAAACAACCAAUGGAGAAAGAGGGGGCAUACAUCGCUGCUCUUGCCACGUAUUUGCAGCAAGAUGCCAGCGCCGUACCAGAAGGUGUAUCGGGUCGUUGGUCAUUCCUGGUGUUGUCUAUAUCGGCGAUGCUGAUCCACGCCUAUUAUACCUCCGCCAUCGUUUCCGCACUUAUGAGUGCUGGUAGAGGUGGGCCGGACUCCCUGAGAGCUUUGGGAGACUCGAAGUACGCAAUCGCAUCGGAGGACUACGACUACAUACGAUAUUUGAUGUUUGAUGUACAAACUAAGUGGGACGACUUGGAAUAUUUAAAAAAGAAGAAAUUGACGUCAAGGUUCUAUCAGGAAAUCUACACUGGGGUGAGAAUGCUACAAGGGGGUCAGACGGCUUUUCAUACGGAAUACAACCAGCUUUUUCCACAUUUGAGAAGCUUUACUGAUGAACAAAUCUGCAAGCUGCAAUAUAUUGAUACCAUUCCAGAGGUAUUGACCUGGGUAACAGCAACAAAAAACGGUCAAUGGACGUCCACAUUCAGGAUAGCAGGGGCUUGGCUGCAUGAGACAGGCUUAGCAAAGUGUUGGGUAACCCGCCUUCGCCUGAAACCACCUCCUUGCCGCGCGGCUCUCCUCGCUGAAAGAGUCAAUAUCGACGAUGUAGCUCCAGUAUUGAUACUUACCUUAGCCGGAGCAGUAGCUUCUCUUAUGUUACUGGGAAUUGAAAUCUUGAUUGCUAAAUGGAAAUGGAGGAUGACAUCUGUGUAGCGAAUUUACGUGUAAAUGAGUCAAGGUCAUAUUUGAAAAU